Sipha flava (yellow sugarcane aphid) is the source of this 631-nucleotide messenger RNA. RefSeq lists its product as uncharacterized. The coding region runs from base 23 to 400 and encodes 125 amino acids. The transcript has 4 exons. The record is from RefSeq and is a predicted model, not a curated record. NCBI's taxonomy places the organism in Eukaryota, Metazoa, Arthropoda, Insecta, Hemiptera, Aphididae.
UUUUUUCUAAAAUGGUUUGAAAAUGUGUGGCGUGAAAUAUGAACCUAAUAGCGAAAUAAAAUGUCAUGCGUUUUCUAAAGACGAAUCACGUAAGGGUCAGUGGAAGAAAGCUUGUGAGAUCAAUUUAUGUUUGUCAACAUCCAGAGUAUGUUCAAAUCAUUUUUUACCAGCAGAUUAUGAAUUGAGUGGACUUUUGAAAAGAGAUGCUGCUCCAUGUAAACAAAAUAUAUCAAUAAAUCAGGAAAAUUCAACAGCUACUAUUACAGAUACAAAUAUUACAAAUCAUUCUGAUAACAAUGAUUUUGGAGAAUCAUGUCUUGAAUCUGAAAUCUGUGUUACUCCCAGAAAACGCAAAUUGGAUAAUGUGAAAGAUAUAACAUCAGUACAGCUAUCACCAUAGAUUGGUGUUAGACAUAAAUUGUCACCAUAUCCGAAAAAAAUGUAAACGAUUAAAUGUUAACACUAUUGGACUAUUAUCACCUACCCAUUUCAGUUCUCCAAAUAGAGCCAAAAGACAUUUAAAUAUGAUUAAGUUUAAAUACCAACAAAAACAAAUUCAAAAUCAUAAUCUUCAAAUAAAAUUGAAAAGAUUGACUAUUAAAUUGAAGACUUAUGACGAAUUUAUUAAAAA